Durusdinium trenchii is the source of this 700-nucleotide messenger RNA. The record is from the annotation of a GenBank genome assembly. NCBI's taxonomy places the organism in Eukaryota, Dinophyceae, Suessiales, Symbiodiniaceae.
UUGAAUCUUCAGCCGCAUGGCUCGAUACCUCUUGGGCUGCCAAGUUCCGCUGUAGUUUGACAACAGGGCAAUCAAGCGCUUCCAUACAAUAGCGAUGAAAGGCUACCUUCUUAUUGGCUACUUCUGCGUGGCUGCAAGCUACCGCCAGCAGCUUCCAGCUGCAGGUUUCGCAGCUGAGCUUGAUAGUGGAGAGAGAGUGCGACAGAUCCUGGAGCCCUGUGAGAUGGUUCAUUUGGACAUCGAUGUGCCUAGAGGGAAUGUGAGCUUUUCUAUGAGAAGGCACUUUGGUACUGUGGGCCUUCCUUUGCCCAGGGAUCCAGUCCCCGUCCGAACGGGCGCGACUGACCGGCUCAAUCAAGUGAGCAAGGAUGGUCCAAAGGUUGCUGUCAUGGAUGCGGUGCGUCUGGCCAGCUUGGCUCGUGAAGAGCUCACUAUCUUUGGAGCAGAAGUGAUGCUCGGGGCGGCUAUUUGUGUUGGGGCUGCUCUUCAGAGGCGCCGGGCAAACCUGUGAGAUGCUGUGAGAUGCCGACGUGAUCUAAUCCAAACCGAGGAAAAGCCGAACCGUUAGAGUUUCCUUGGGAUCCCUGAUUGCGCAGACCGUCGUGUCUCCAACCUAGCAAGGCCAGGUACGGCAAAACGCUGGUAGCACAGUCCAUGUGAGGCAGCCAAAGUGGCCCUUGAUUCGCAUUGAUGCAGAGAC